Molecule: messenger RNA, 6216 nt
Organism: Linepithema humile (Argentine ant)
Lineage: Eukaryota; Metazoa; Arthropoda; Insecta; Hymenoptera; Formicidae
Product: LON peptidase N-terminal domain and RING finger protein 3
Molecular function (GO): ubiquitin protein ligase activity; protein binding
Source: RefSeq, a predicted model, not a curated record
GACAGUGGCUCGGUCGACCGAUGACAGUCGAGGCGUCAGUCCUCAGAGCGCCAGCGUGCCGUGUGGAGCGGUCGCGCGCGUGUUACGUGCGGAGCAGCACGGCGAUCGCGUGGACGGCCAACUGUCAAACUCUACGCGUGUCGUUUCGGUGAUUCCGGUGAAUCUCCGUUAGUGAAUCAUCAGAUCGUCUACUCUGUGGAGUUAAGUGACACGUUAUCGCGCGUGAUUUUCUUUUUUUAUAUAUACAAAUCCCCGUCGUGCGAUUUCUAUAAUCAGACAUAAUCGAACUUUUCGUAAGAUGCGCGUCAUCGGUGUUUCAAAAUCGACGUCACGCGGUUUCUAUCGAGCGGUUUCUACCGACGUUCGACACACGUAUGCGAAUGAUUCAUAGAGGAAGAGAGAGUGCACUUUGUUUUUGUUCCUGAAGAGUGACACGAGAGACAGCGAGAUGACGGAGCUCGCCAAGGAGGCGUUCACCUCGCGCAACUACCACCUGGCGAUCGAGUUAUACGAGCGAUGUUUGAAGCAGCAGGGACCGAAUUACGAGGUGCUGCUCGGCUACGGCGAUUCUCUGGCUAAAUGCGGACGCGUGAGAGAGUCCCUUGGGAUCUACUCCAGGUGUUUAGCCGCGACUUCAGUGCCGGCCGAGAGACUGAAGCACCUGGCGACCGCGCUCUUAGAGGAUAUGGCCGGCGCCGGGACGACCUCCAGACGGAGAAUCGAGAUAUCUUUCGCGUGUCCUCAAUGUGAAGGCACUCUCUGUCAACCGGUGACCGUCGGUUGCGGUCACACGUACUGCAGAAACUGUGUGGAUCCGGCGAAAAAUUGUCGUGUGUGCGGUAUUAAAAUUGCUACUGUGGGUGAAACAAAUGUGCUCGUGCAAAGACUUGUGGAAAAAUGGUGGCCGAGAGAAGUGGAGGCCAGUCGGGCAAGACACGAGGGUGAUAUUCUCAUGCGGAAGGGUCACCUAGAUCAAGCACUCGACAGAUACAACCUAGCAGUUCAUCUCGCGCCGAAUAGCCCGCUCCAUCUUAGCAACAGAGCUUACAUCUUGCUCUUGUUGAAUAGGCCUUCAGCCGCUCUCACGGACGCUGAUCACGCAGUUAGAUUGCGACCAGACUGGGGCAAGGGUCACUAUAGAAGAGGAAUCGUUUUGUCGGCGCUUGGAAGACAUGAAGAAGCGCUCUAUGCUCUCUGCAUCAGCGUGGCCAUUGACAAAAAUCCACAAGCUAUACGUCAUGAAUUAAUCAAGGUCCUGCACAGAGUAUUGUCGCCAGGAGUACGUCGACAGAAUGUCCUGUCAUCACGCACGCCGUACAGUCUAACAAAGAGCGCGUCACGCACGAGGAAUCGUCGUCAACUAAUUAAUUCUAAGCGUAGCCGACGUGCUGCCUUGAACAGGUCUGAUUGUGAGGACAACAGCAGCGGUGAAGAGGAAUUCACUCAAACGAUAAAUAGGAGACUUCGGUCCUCCAUCGCGCCACAGGUGAAUACGAAGCUGCAGAUGAGUCUGGAUCGUGUGUAUCAGGACAUAGAGAAACUGAAAAGAAUCGAGCCGAGACCCGCUGAAAUCCUGUUGCCGCCUCUUUCCGGCAGCACCGUGGCGGAAUUGGACUGCAUUCUAUGUUGUCGUCUGCUCUGGAAACCUGUCACAACACCAUGCGGUCACACCUAUUGCUGGAUGUGCCUGGACCGUUGCCUGGAUUACUCCUCGGCUUGCCCUUUAUGCGUCACAUCUUUGGUUGACUAUUUAGCCAGUAGCCAGAAAACCGUGACGGAUUUCGUGGAGAGAGCGCUUAAAACAGUGGCACCCGCGGAAUAUACCUCCAGAGCGGUGAGUCAUCAACUCGAACUGGUCCAGGGACUCGGUCUUUUGGGUAAUGAGCAGAUCGCCGUCUUUAUCUGCACGACCGCCUUCCCCUAUGUCGCCUGUCCCCUCUUUGUUUACGAGCCUAGGUACAGGCUGAUGAUUAGAAGAUGCAUGGAAAGUGGAGUACGCCAGUUCGGAAUCGCUGCGUGUCUCAACAAGGAGGCGACGGGUGCGAAAAGAUACGCGGAAUACGGCACUAUUUUGGACAUUCGAGAUCGAGUAUUGCUCAAAGAUGGCUGUAGUAUUCUUAGCACGGUCGGUGGUAGAAGAUUUAGGGUACUUUCCGGAGGAGAAAAGGACGGUUACGACACGGCACAGGUGGAAUUUCUCAGGGACACCGUCGUACCAGAGGAUCAAUUAUUGAAUCUCCUGGAACUUCACGACAAAGUACGAGCGAAAGGCCGAAGGUGGUGGGAUACAGUGCCGAUCUCUCAGAAAUCCGAAAUUCAACGGGUGUUUGGACGCAUGCCGGAUACAGAAGAAGACUGGUCGCGUCUGCCGGACGGUCCGUCGUGGGCGUGGUGGUUGCUCGCAAUUCUACCGCUGGGACCGCAAUUGCAGGUGGGCAUUCUGGGUACCACCAGUCUGGAGAAGCGGUUGCGAGCUAUCGAGAAGACCCUCGAUCACAUGGAGCAGAGACAGCCGACGGUCGCGGCCGCUCCUUCCGAACAGACGACGACAUCGUCGAGCAUCUGUAGAGACGGAAGAGCAAUCACGGAGACGGCGAUGUCGGUCAUUCAACAAUCGUAGAAUGCAACGAAUGCGUCUCGAUACUCUUGGAAGCAACCAAUGUCAUUCUGUGGCUUGGAAAUGGGCAAAAAUUUAUCUAUUGCAUUUUGCGAACUCUAAAUUGCAAAAUAUAAUAAAAUAAUUAAUAAAUUCACGAGACAUUUAAAGAUUGAAAAAAUAAAAUUAUAAAUAAUUCUUCAAUUAUUCAAUCAGACAAGCUUUGAUAUAUGUGUUAUAUGUAGAAUCGGUUAAAACGCAAUGUCAAAUUUUUUGAGUUUAAAUUUUAAAAACUGAAUGGACGUCCCGUUUGUACUCGUUCAUUUUUAAUUUGACAAUUGCAUUUAUAAUUCUAUAGCUUUGACCUUAUUGCAAUCUGAUGCAAAACACGAAGUUUCUCUGCGUUCAAGUCACAGAAAGACAUUUGUUUUAUUUACUCUUUAAACUAUAAAUACCUGUAGUCGAUCGAAUCUUUUUUCUACGUUGAUCUCUCGUCCGUUGCCUCCGCGAUGUGAUUUUCGUUUGACCCUUUGACUUCACUCGACGUACAAAAUAGGACGUAUAAACUCUUGGGAUGUCCCGUAAGAAAAUUGGGUCAAUCGAUUCGUAAACACAUCUGUCCCUCAAUUUUGUUCGGCGGAGGGUUUCGAGCGACUCUUUUUUUCUUUUCUUAGGUCUAAUAAAUAAAUUUUUACAGGUGUUAUUUACCAAAAUUUUAAUGGAUUUUGGAGAUGUUAUGGAAUAACGCAAAAAAGAAAACAAAAAAUUAUUGUUAGAUAGUUAUGGUUAUAAAUUAGAUAUAACAUGGAGCGUUUUCAGCUUAUUUCCCGAAAACGCAAUGUUAUAAAGUAUUAUAAUUUAAUUAUAUACAAAUUCAAUUAUAACUUAUAAUUAUAUAUAACUAUUCAAUUAUAUAUUUAUAUACAUUUGAAUUUGUUAAAGAGAGAAUUUAAUCGUUGUCUCAAGAAGAAAUUCAAAUUUACAAAGAAAAUGCAAUAUUUAAAAAAUACAUUUUCAAAAAACUCAAUCCUCAAAUGCGCGCAAAAGUACUUAUUAGAAAAAUAAUAUUUCUUAUUUUGAGCUGUCCUCUAAUAUAUCUAAAACCCAUCAAAAUUGGCGAGUAACACUUCAAAAUAUUUCCUUGUAAGUUAACUUCCAAUCCGAGCACUUUGCACCGUGCUCGUUAAAUCCGCUGAGCGCCUUAUCGACGAAACGACAAAAAGGAGUUCACUUACAUAUUAGAAUAUAACAAUAAUAAUUAUUAUUGUGGUUAUAUUGUAAUCUAAAACAUUAACUUGUGCAUUAUUUGUUUUUACGCAACAUAUUAUACAAUACGCUAUUUUGCUAUUUUGUGUUAAAUCAUAUUAAUAUGAUUACAUGUGAUAGUUUCCUGUUUAUGUUCUGGAAUUGCGAUACGAAAGAGUAGCGUCAAUUCUAAAUUUAAUAAAAAUUUGGGUCAUAGUGGUGCUCAAUGACAUAUCUGAGAGACUAUAAGACAUCAUGUUUUCUCGAUAAGGCGUUUCAAUCCUCUUCGCGCUAUCGCAAUGUGCAAAUCUGUUCUUCCAAAAUAUUAUAUGAAUAUAUAUUAUGUAUAUCUAUAUAUAUAUGUAUAUGUAUACACACAUAUUUAUGUAUACACAUUCGAAAGCAUACACGUGACAAUCGGAAGUAAGCCGUCCCGCUUAAAACAUUUUACUGUGUCAAAGUACAUAAAUAAUAUUCAAAUGUAACACAUAGCGGACCGAAUAUAAAGUUUAACGAGACUCUCAUCUCGAUAUAAUGCACGUGCAUUAAAUGAUUUUUACAUUAUUAGUCGGAUAAUGACAAUUUUUAUUUUGCUAAAACUGCAAUCAUGUUUCGAAUUAAUUUCGAUCGGGAUUAUUUUCUGCAAUUAGUUUAUAUAUAUAAUUUAUAAUUCUAAAAAAUCUCGUUAAAUUUCCAUUAAGAAAAUAUGCAUUGUUUAAUGUUUCGAUAACUAAUAUUUCAUAUGCCACAUGCAUGUUAAGGAGCUCGCUUCCGUUUCACGUAAAUGCAUCAAAAUCUCGUGCACGAAAAUUCGUAAGCGAAUGCACCAAACAAAAAUUUAUCUUGUCAGUGAAAAUGCUCAUAACGCGAAGUAAACGCUUGUGCAUAAAAAUUAUACUUUUACUUAUCGUUAAUAUAAUCAGAACUCAUCCUUUCAAAAUUCUGAUAACGACACAAACUAUCUACAUCUAUCAUUUCUGUUAUAAAAUCUCAAUAUGUGCGCAUUAGCAUAUGUAACUCUAUCUUAUAACUGUGAGAACGCCUAUUGUUCCACAUUUUAUUAGAACAAUAAUCUACUUUUUCUCUUUUCUCUCAGUUUCUUUAAAAACUUGAACAAAAAUGUUAAAUGAUAUAAGAAAAGUAAAGCUCAUACGUAAAUUUCUAUCAUUUAUCCUUCGUCAAAUGGAUGUUUCUAAGAUAUCAUGACAAAAAUUAUUAGCGUUAUUGAAAGAUUUUUUUUACUAUCAAUUUGCGAUAUAAUGCCACAUACAACGUGUACACUGCGACACAUUUGUAUACAUUUAUUGGUGCAAUCGCUCUACGAACGUUUCACGAGGCUGCCGGUACAAUCAUUCUACAAUUACGCAAGUACGAUUGUAGAAAGAAGUUUGAUAUUUCGAAGUGUAUUUGAGUAUAUUUGGACAAGCGUAAAUAUUCUCGGACGAAAACGAGAUUCUUUUCGUCUCUUCGACAUCGUUGCACGACCGUGGAUCACGGGAAUUUUCCGGAUCGGACUGAUGAUCGCCGUGCAGAAUUUACACAACGACGAUUGGUUCGCGUGUCCCGCGGCCCGAAAUCCCGAAAUCUUUUUAUACCGCUUAGAUUUAUUUCUUACGUUUUUCUUAGGUAAGACUUUUUGAUUAUGCUAGCACAUAAUAAUUUAUUUUCACGCGGCUUUUCGUACCGUCGAGAUGCAACAAUCGCCUGAGGAGCUAGAAACGUCAUAUCAAUUGCGCAAUCAAGUAUUCGUGAGAAACAUAGGUAGCGUGUCGUUAUUAUUAUCGCAAUAAAUCAUUUAAAGAGUCUAGUCGAAAAGGGGAAUAUUUGAAAAAGAAAACACGACAAAAAGGAUUGGCGAAUGAUAGCGCGUUGCGCGCGGCUAAAUCGCUGCACGAUCCGGGUAGGCCAGCGGCGUAUCGCAACGAAAAAUAACAAGAUCCAGCCUCACGCGCCGUUUCUGCCCGCUCAUUGCUCGCGUGUUAUUUCUCUCUAUUGUUUUUCAUUGCCGUGCGAUACGCUGCUGAUCUACCCAAAUCGUGCAGCCCACGAUCAAGCCACGCGCAACGCGCUAUCAUUCGUCCUUUUGAAUAUCUCAAUUAUUGCGACAAUUGCAAAACGAUAAAUAACUUUUCGGUUUAUCACGCUCUACCUAUACACGAGCGUUUGGACGAACAUUAUAAAACAUCUUGUGUAAUAAGACAUCAAGUUUAUUUAGAAUACUUUACUCAUCGUACAUAUUGGAAUAAUUUUUUGUAAAUGUUGGGCAUAUUUGUGAUACUAGUUUACAUAAUAUGUAACUAACCGAAUUUUUCCAGGAUGAAAAGUACCUCAUUCCUCUAUUAGCUCUUUCAAAUGAAUCAAUAAGUAUAAAUUUA